AUGUUGGCGUAUGAGUGGUCAUCUGCUGAUCAGGUGGACGAGAUUGCUCAAAUGGGGAAGUCCACUAUUUUGGAGAGCUUGAUGCGAUUUUGUGAUGCAAUGGAAACUCUGUACACCAUAGACUACCUGCGCAGACCUACGCCCAGGGACCUGCAACGGCUUCUACAAAAAGCCGAGUCUCGAGGAUUUCCUAGAAUGAUUGGUAGCAUUGACUGCAUGCACUGGCAAUGCAAGAUUUACCCAACUGCUUGGCAAGGGGAUUAUGGAAAUAAGAAAGGGCAGAAAAGUAUCAUCCUUGAAGCCGUUGCUGGAUUCGAUACAUGGGUUUGGCACGCCUUCUUCGAAGUUACCGGAUCUCAAAAUGACUUGAACGUCCUGGGUCAAUCCCCGGUGUUCAAUGAUGUUUUGAGAGGUGAAGCCCCGAAUAUCACCUAUGAAAUCAAUAAUACUAUCUACCAUAAUGGUUAUUAUCUAGCUGACGACAUCUACCCGAGGUGGACAACAUUUGUGAAAUCAAUUCCACAUCCCCGAUCCCAUAAGCAAAAAUUAUUUGCUGCUUAUCAAGAGGGUUACAGAAAAGAUUUGGAGAGGUGCUUUGGUAUCCUCCAAGCCCGGUGGGCUAUUAUUAGGGGCGCGACGCGUCUGUUUGAUGAGGAGGUGCUGAGGAGCAUAAUGAUGACAUGCAUCAUCCUCCUUAACAUAAUUGUGGAGGAUGAGUAUGAUUACGAUGCUGCAGACGUGUACGAACUGGAUCCCAUGAAAACAACCUUGACACGAAUUUAUGAAAAACUCAUAGGGCCAAAUAGAGAACUAGUGCAGCAUGAACCAUUGGUUAGGGACGGUAGUUUCAUGCCCCGUAUGAUUGAUCGAUAUACGGAGAUGCAAUCGUCGUAUAUUCAUUAA
This is a messenger RNA of Prunus armeniaca (apricot), 903 nucleotides long. Lineage: Eukaryota; Viridiplantae; Streptophyta; Magnoliopsida; Rosales; Rosaceae. The record is from the annotation of a GenBank genome assembly.